Plasmodium knowlesi strain H is the source of this 4443-nucleotide messenger RNA. Its product is annotated as aurora-related kinase 2, putative. Lineage: Eukaryota; Apicomplexa; Aconoidasida; Haemosporida; Plasmodiidae. Gene Ontology annotation, biological process: regulation of cytokinesis; protein phosphorylation; mitotic spindle organization. Bases 1 to 4443 code for a protein of 1480 amino acids. Gene Ontology annotation, molecular function: ATP binding; protein kinase activity. Gene Ontology annotation, cellular component: spindle microtubule; chromosome passenger complex; spindle midzone. The transcript is spliced from 3 exons. The record is from RefSeq and is a predicted model, not a curated record.
AUGAAUAGACAUAGACCUAUGAACGACCAUGUGAACAUUAACAACAAGAGAUUCCAUGAUGAUGGUACAACUAAAAGAAGGAAUAGAAAUACACACAGUGAGCAGCCACAUCAAGUGGACAAAUCCCACAAUGAGAGGAAAAUAAAUUCUGCGCAAACUGUGAUGUAUUCUUCCAGAACCCUUGGUGGGAAGAACCCCCAAUGUGAAGAAGUAGAUACUACAACCAAGAGAGCUAACCUUUUGAGCGCGCAGAGACAACUACACAAUAUAUCUUCCAAGACGGAAAAGGAGAAACGAGAAAUCAAACGCGACCUCCUACUUCGGAGGGGAGAUUAUUACUCUCAGGGGACCAAAACCACACAUAUACGUAGCCCAGAAUUUUGUGAUGAAAAAUUCAAGAGGGAAAAUCGCCUGAACUGUUCAGGUAGAAAAACCGAGCCGUCCUCAACCAUUCGCACACAGUUGACACAUAGGAGGGAUGUCCUGGUGAGGUCUAACAAAAACAACAACAUUAGCUGCGACUCAGUCUGCAAGCGGAAAGUAGAUUGGGAUGACGAAUUAGAAAAUAAAAAACUAAAACCAUCUCAUUCGCAUGGUAAGAGUGGUCAUGUUAUUGGCAGUGCCAUUUCGUUUGAUAAGGUGGAGAACACAGAAGUACAUAAAAGAGGUGAAGAAGCGGAGGAUCCCCGUAGAAGAGGCACUGGUGAAGAUGCGUACUUUUCUUCUAUUGGUAGGAAGUUGCCAAUAGGCGAACAGAAGAGAAGGAAUGAACUUAGUGGAGGAAACCUCGGAAUGAACAGAAGUGGUGAAGAGAAAGAAAGAAUGAGACCAUGUGUAAGCGGCAAGACAUCGGAAGGAACAAGUCUGGUAAUAGAAGAGAGACGAGGCGAGUCGUUUUCUUUCGCUUCGUGCGUAAAUGAUAAGGUAGAAGAUGGGCCUCUAAAUGCAAGAAGCAGGGGAGAGCACCUUUUGGGUGUGCACAUUAAGCCAGGACAACACAUCUCACAUGGUUCAUACGUAGAAGUGAUGAACGAUGAUGGAAACCCCUCCCUUGGGACAAUCCCGAAGAGUGCUCCAGCAAACAAUGAAGAGGUCGAUGGAUCUAUAGGAUAUAAGGAGCGUGGGGGGAUGGAGGAGAAAGAUGUAAGUGGAGGGCAUACGGAUCAAAGGGAGGAUCCUCUAAAUAGAAACAUACCUAUCAGUGUGAUGAAAAAGGGUGAAGAGGAGGAAAAAUAUAUCCAUUCAAAGGACGACUCAUGCUUUUUUCGAAAAAAAAGUAUGGAUAAGGAGAGGAUAGAUAAGAUAGCUCUUGACAUUGUCAACAGGUGGAAUGUUCAAUCCACUAGUCCCGCUGGGAGGGAAGACACGAAUAAAGCAUUACCUUCAGGUGGAAAUAUCCAAGAGGGAAAUAUAAAAGGUUUUAAUGAUACCCAAUUAUUAUUUAACGAAAUAAAAAACUCGUAUAAGGAGAGGGUGUCUGAUGAUUCGCAGAAAAAUCGACCCAUGAAAAAACCACCGGAGGAUGAAUCAUCACAUCUGUUGCAACGGAGGGGAGAAUUGUCUACGCGCAAUUUUUCUGAUGAUGCUGUUGUAGAGGAGGUAAGGAAGACAUACAAAAGUGAUAAAUUGACUAGGGACAUCGUGUUGAACGAAGAAAGUAGGUUCCACUCCAAUGAAGAUACAGAUAUGGUUAAAAAAAAUGUUAUGGUUCAUGAAGUUAAUGCAUCUGUUAGCGCUGUUCCCAUAGUGCACUCUUGCUCUAACAUUCAGAGGGAGGAGGCACCUCCGCCCAACAGACGCUUUGCCGCGCACACACUUUCCUCCAACAGUAAGAACAUAAAAACGAUAAAAGUGGACUUCAAGGAAGCACAGAAGAAAGGAGUUCCAGAUAGCCAAAGGGGGAGUGCAGUUACCAGGGGAGGAGCGACUACACAGUUGAUAAAAAAGAAAAACAAAGGAAUUAUACAAAAUGAAGGGGAAGGAAAAAAUACCACAUUUUUAUUUCAUCAGAGGGAUAAAGACAUCUCAGGGUUGACUUUCACGAGGGGUAUCAGCAAAAGAACAGACGGAAAGGAUGCAUCUGACGGGUUGAGAACCCCCUCCGGUCACCCUGCUGCACGAUCAGCUUUGCCAAAAGAUGAGAAAGACAAAUCAGGUAAGACAAUCCAAAUGAGAAAAAUGUAUGGACACUUCAGAUUAAAUAGAGGGAUGGCAACGCAUGGUAGGAAUACUCCAGAAGUGGGAGAUUCUAUAACGGGAAGGAUUAGCGGUCAUCCAGGGAGACCCCGAAGGGAGGCGAAGACCAACACAAUGGAGGGGCUCUCUACUCUGCCAUCCCGCACAAAUCUGGUUCUUGGCGACGAGGAGAAGAUCAAAAGGGAUAACGCACUUGGAGGCAAUAAGGGUAUUCACAGUGAUAACUCUGGGCAUAGCCGCAACGAACCGUCAUCCCGGGCACUUCACGCAAGAACCACCGACAUUGACAACAACAAUAGGGGAAGCUACAGUUCUGUGAAAACCUCCAGGACAUUGCUAAGCAUCGCCAGUAGCAGUUCACUUAGGGGUGCCAAAGUAUCUUCAAGCGAAAAGGGUAAAAAAAUCAUGGCGAAAGUGUACAGACAAGGUAGUAGGAUUGGUCGGGGAGAGGAAGAAAAAAAGACAGGAAUCACGAAACGGAACAAUGAUAACCGCAGCCAUGGAGAGCGCAUAGACAUCGCAGAUUCCAUGAGCAAGUCAUCGGAAAAUGCGAUCGGUAGGGGAAGAGAACUGAGCGGGAGGAGAGCAUUGGUGCAUGUGUCCAAAUGUAGAGACAACGCUCCUGAGAAGAGCACAAAUCAAGCAGAUGGAGCGAACAAGGGUUCUAGUCAUGAUAUAGAGUCUAAGAGAAACGUAGAGAAAAAACUUAUUAAAGAUGAAUCCCCCAGAUGCAACCUUACCCAUUUUAGCAACUCUAAAAAAGGCACGAAGAACAGCCACCUCAAUUACAAAGAUCCUAUAAGUGAAGAAAUGGAAAGACACAGAAUGGAUCAGAAAAAAAAAAAGAAUGUAAAAAGUAAUUCUAUUCCUCCUGGAAAUAUGAACAAGGGGGGAAAAAGCAACAAUUCAAAAAAUAUAUUUUCGGGUAGACAGUAUGAAUGUAGUGGGAAGGGAGAUGACGGAGAGGCGAAGAACCGGACAGAAAGUAGGGCCUCCACCUAUAGGAAACGGAGCGAUAGCUACGAUGAGAGGGUAAAACACCCUAAGGGAGGAGGAAGUACUUCUGGUGGAAUUGGAUGUAGUCACGACGAGGGAAGAAGAUCCUUCGAAAAGGAGACAAUGAGCGAUAAAUCGCGCAGGCAGGAAUCGAUUAGUUCAAGUAGCCAACGGGAAAGGAAGGAGAUGUCCUAUUUUGAAUGGUUAGCUAAGGAGAAGAAAAAGAAGGAGGAAGGUAUGAACCCAGGUGAAGUAACAGUUGUAGGGGAUGGUGCAUCUACACAAGGAGGAUCAGUAGACGCAGAUGCCACUGCCUGUGAGGUCGGUAAGAAGAAUCCACUGAGUGAUGCACUGCAGGAGGAGAACUACCAUUUGAUGCUACAACCAUUGAGCGCCUUCAACUUGAAGCAAAACGAAAGGAAUUUCGAACAAGAAGAUUUUAUUGUAGAUAAAAACCCCAUAGGAAAUGGAAGGACAGGAUUGGUUUUUAAAGCUAUCAUUAAAAAAGAAAACGAAUAUGUAGCAUUGAAGGUUAUGGCCAAGGACACAAUCGCAUCUUUGAACAUCGAGAGACAAGUCUUGAAGGAAAUAAUAAUCCAGGCAAGCUUAAAUCAUAAAAACAUUUUGCAGUUAAUAGCGUAUUUUGAAGAUAGAACCCGUUUGUUCUUGAUUCUAGAGCUAGCCAAUGGAGGAUCCAUACGAAACAAAAUGAAAUCAGAUGCACAACCAUUCUUAGAAGAACAAGUAGCAUUAUAUGUCUACCAGAUUGCAGAUGCCCUAUCCUACCUACAUAAAUUUAAUAUCAUCCAUAGGGAUUUGAAGCCAGACAAUAUUUUAUUGCACCAUACUGAUGAAUAUCAAGGAGACCAUAUAUAUAAAUACGGAGUAAUUAAAAUUGCUGAUUUUGGAUUUUCUUGUCAGCUCAAAAAUAAGAGACAAAAGAGAAGCACCUUCUGUGGGACUGUGGACUAUAUGCCACCUGAAAUUAUAAACCAGAUUCCCUAUGACUGUAAUGUGGACUUGUGGUGCCUAGGCAUUGUGAUAUUUGAGUUGCUCGUCGGCUUUCCGCCCUUUACAGACGACACGCAGGAGCGCAUAUUCAGCCAAAUUAAGGAACUGAACUUCCAUUUCCCCAAGGCAAUUUCGUUGCAAGCGCGGGACCUCAUACUAAAGCUAUGCAGUAGAACGUCAGACGAGCGUAUCUCAGCCGAAGAGGUUAAGACCCACCCCUGGGUGAAGCAGUUCCUUUAA